Molecule: messenger RNA, 836 nt
Organism: Spinacia oleracea (spinach)
Lineage: Eukaryota; Viridiplantae; Streptophyta; Magnoliopsida; Caryophyllales; Amaranthaceae
Product: glycine-rich cell wall structural protein 1.8-like
Exons: 1
Coding region: 16-711 (231 amino acids)
Source: RefSeq, a predicted model, not a curated record
ACUUUGAAGAAAAACAUGUCAAACCGUCAAACUGAUCGACAAACAGGAACCCAUGAAAAGGGUAGUGGUGGUGGUGGGGGGUUAGGAGCUCCAGGAUCCACGGGUGCAUCCGGAGCCCGUGAUCCAUUAGGAGCACCUGGGUCAACUGGAGCAUCCAUGACUAACAAAGGGGCACCCGGGUAUGACCCAACAGCUUAUGGACUUGAUACCGGUGGUCAACAACAACAACUCCACCGCGUUGCUGGUGAUGAGGGUGCUGGGAAACAACACGGAACCACCACCGGCGGCGGGCAGCACCGCACAGACGCGGGUGUAGGCACUGGGCAAGGGUACACUUACGGGACAGCAGGAAGCAUGGGACAAACUGGUACAACAACAGGGUACCAUGCUGGAGUUCAUGUCCCCCACUCCACCGGUAGCGGCGGUGGGGAGCAGAAGCAGCAGCUACACCGCACGGAACACGGUGGAGGGGAUACCGGAAGGGCGGGCCUCGGAGGUGUUGGCGAAGGAUACGAUACAGGGAUGGGUGGCGGAAUCGGAGGAGGACAACGAGAGGUGAGAACUGAUACUGUGAUUAUUGAAAGUGUUGGUGUUGGAGGUGACAUUGGGAAUGAUACAGGGGAAAUGGACCAGUGGGCAGCCCGUGGAGUCGGUGGAGAGGGUAAAGGAACUCACGGUGGAUAUGAUACUAGAGGGCAACGUAGAGGAUGAAGAGGCAAAAGCACCGUACAACUGAAACUAUAAACUGUUUGACAUCAGUAUUCUGUAGUAGAUAGAUUUCCUUUCUGUUUUUAUUUUCUGAAUAAUAAUGAGUAAUACUUCGAACUUUGUAGGAA